AGUAUAAUAGUGUUACCAAAUAGUAUACAUAUAUUGGCAUAUAUGCUACAAGUUGUGACGUAUGUACGAUCAUACAUUUUUUUUUAAUUAUGAAGAUCGAAGAUUCUCGUCCUGGUAUUAAUUUUCUUUUAAAUAAAAUAUACAUCGAAACGUAAUCAAAUCGACGAUAAUAUACACAAGAACCUAACCUCUUCGAGAACUGAAAAUCCGCACAUUUUGUCACAAAGAAAGAAAUGGAUUCUUUAAUGGAUCGAGAUCUUUACGAAUUCAUCGGUGCUGAAAAAACAGCCUCAAUCCAAGAGAUUAAGAAAGCAUAUCGCAAGAAAGCUUUAUCUUGUCAUCCUGACAAAAAUCCAAAUAAUCCAAAAGCGGCGGAAUUAUUUCAUGAAUUAUCACAUGCAUUAGAAAUCCUUACUGAUGCAUCUGCUCGGGCAGCUUAUGAUAAAGUUCUUAAUGCCAAACAUCAAGCAAAAUUAAGGACUAAAGAAUUUGAUGCAAAACGUAAGAAAUUAAAGGAGGACUUAGAAGCAAGAGAGGAUGCUUACAAAAGAUCUUUAAAUCCAGAAUCCUCUACAAAAAGUGACAAAGAUAAAUUACAGGCUGAAAUAGAGCGUUUAAGAAAAACCGGAUCAAAACAAGUAGAGGAAGAAAUAGCAUUUAUGAAAAAAAAGAUUGCAGAACAAUCAGGAUUUUACAAAGAGUUUGAAGUUGACAGUGGUUCUUAUAAAAUAAAAAUAAAAUGGAAAUCUAAGAAAAAUAACUUAGACAAUGAUGAAUAUGACUAUGAUAAGUUAUACCAAAUUUUUUCAAAAUAUGGUGAUAUAGCAGCCCUUAUUGUUUCACCCACAAAAAAUGGCAGUGCACUAGUUGAAUACCAAAACAAAAAUGACGCGGAAUUAGCUGCAAAUACUGAAAUUGGUUUCGCUCAAAAUCCAUUGAAACUUCAAAAGCUAUGGGAUACAUCGAAACAAUUUAAUUUCCCCAAGGAAAGAACAUAUUGCAGUGCGAGUUUUAAGGAACGAACGUCGUAUCCAGUUCAUAAUAACUCGGAAAAAAACAAGAUGAAUGAAAACGAAAUGUCUGACGCAGAAUUCGAGCGUUCUGUAUUGAAUAAUCUUAGAAAGGCUGAAGAAAAGAAAAGGUUGGAAAUGUCGCAUUUGAAAGAAAACACUUGAUUGAUGUUAAUUAUAAUGCUCUUUUGACUUGAUUUAUUACACACUUAAGAGGACGUACCUGAGUACAUAAAUCGUGUGAUUGUACAAAUAGGACAAGAUAGGUAUUGAA
Molecule: messenger RNA, 1284 nt
Organism: Hylaeus volcanicus
Lineage: Eukaryota; Metazoa; Arthropoda; Insecta; Hymenoptera; Colletidae
Product: dnaJ homolog subfamily C member 17
Exons: 7
Coding region: 234-1175 (313 amino acids)
Biological process (GO): spliceosomal complex disassembly
Cellular component (GO): spliceosomal complex
Molecular function (GO): RNA binding
Source: RefSeq, a predicted model, not a curated record